Psilocybe cubensis is the source of this 1392-nucleotide messenger RNA. RefSeq lists its product as uncharacterized. The record is from RefSeq and is a predicted model, not a curated record. Bases 1 to 1392 code for a protein of 463 amino acids. The transcript has 9 exons. Lineage: Eukaryota; Fungi; Basidiomycota; Agaricomycetes; Agaricales; Agrocybaceae. Gene Ontology annotation, molecular function: iron ion binding; heme binding; oxidoreductase activity, acting on paired donors, with incorporation or reduction of molecular oxygen.
AUGUUUGAAGGUCUACUUGCGCCGAUAGGUCACCAUACGAGCUACUGGAUGUUGGGAGGGAUCAUUGUUUGUGGGAUCAUUGACAAAGCAAUAAGAGCCAGGAGGAGAAAUCCUCGACUUUUGCCUCGUCCUCCUGGUCCCAAAGGUCUUCCGAUCUUAGGAAGUGCAUUGGAAAUGCCUCGCGAACAACCGUGGCUUGUAUACGAUCAGUGGUUCAAGGUUUACGGAGAUAUGGUGUAUUUCGAAGUUCUCGGGCAACCGUUCCUUGUUCUCGGGUCUCUCAGAAGGACCACCGAUCUUUUCGACAGGCGAUCUUCAAUCUAUUCGGAUAGACCACGAAUGCCAAUGCUGAUUGAACUUAUGUUCGCCGCUACUAUCAUGAGAGUGGUUUACGGCAUUAGAAUCAAAGAUUCAACAGAUCCAUCCGUAGCAGCUGCCGAAAAAGCACUAGAAAUUUUAAACACUGCAGGAACCCCUGGGGCAUUCCUCGUGGAUGUGCUUCCAAUCCUCAAAUAUGUCCCUUCUUGGCUUCCUGGUGCUGGAUUCAAAAAGAAAGCGGCUAAAUGGAAGAAGUACAAUACCCUAAUCGUCGAAAGACCAUUCCAGCGCGUUGAAGAAUUGCUGAGGGAGGGCGAAGCACUACCCUCCAUGGCAUCUGCACUCUUAGAACGAUUACCCGAGCGGAACGAUCCGUCUUAUGUUGAAGAGAGGAAACUCGGUCAGAAUGCCACCUGUCUUGCAUAUCUUGGAGGUGCAGAUACGACACUUUCUGCAGUUCACUCAUUCUUCUUAGCAAUGAUACUGUAUCCCGAGGUACAAAGGAAGGCCCAGGCAGAGCUGGAUUUAAUCGUCGGCCAGCACCGUUUGCCAGAUUUUAGCGAUUAUGAUUUUCUACCGUACAUCAAUGCUCUGGCAAAAGAAACGAUGCGCUGGCACUUGGUAACGCCCCUUGCUAUUCCACACAGAUGCACAGAAGACAAUGAAUACGACGGAUUCUUUAUUCCCAAAGGAACGAUCGUAAUGGGAAAUGCCUGGACAAUUCUCCACGAUCCAGUGGCCUAUCCAAGUCCCUCGGAGUUCCGGCCAGAAAGAUUCUUGAAGGAUGGUAAAUUAGAUCCAACUGUAAGAAGUCCAGAUUGCGCUGCCUUUGGAUUCGGCCGUCGUAUUUGUCCUGGAAGGCACAUGAGUAAUAACUCGCUAUACUGUGUCAUCUCUUCCUUCCUAGCCGUGUAUAACAUUAGCGCACCGUUGGAUUCCCUUGGGAACCCAGUAGAUGUGCAACCAGAAUUCAACGAUGGCCUGGUCUCUUUCCCUCUACCAUUCAAAUGCACAAUCAAGCCUAGAAGUCCUCAGGCCGAGGCGUUGAUUCGCAGUGGGAUUGAAAUGGAUUGA